Messenger RNA from Phalacrocorax carbo (great cormorant), 2162 nucleotides. The record is from RefSeq and is a predicted model, not a curated record. Lineage: Eukaryota; Metazoa; Chordata; Aves; Suliformes; Phalacrocoracidae.
GCCACACCUGUGCCAUUCACAGCUUUCUUCAUCUGCCAACAGGAAGGAGUGAGGGAAGGAGGAAGAGCAGGAAGAAGGGGAGGGACAGAAGGAAGGAAAAGAGGGAGGGAAGAAGGUUGCAUUUGGCAGCUACCUCCAGCAGCUAGAGCCAGAGCAGCUGACAGUCACCGUGGGAGAGGCUCACAAUGUCCUCAGCAACUUCCACCACUUCUUUGCCCAGCGGCCUGGCUGUUCUGACAACUUUUCCAGAUGUGCUCUUCAUUCCUGAAAUCAUCUUUGGGGGCCUUGUCUGGAUCCUGGUGGCAUCCUCGAAGGUCCAGUUACCCAUGCUGCAAGGCUGGGUGAUGUUUGUCUCUGUGUUCUGCUUUGUCAUGUCCAUCACCCUCCUGUGCCUCUACAUCUGUGGUGCACAUGGGGGCAGUAGCUCCUGGGUCACCUUGGAUGUCAUCUGCCAGGAGACAGCAUCUCUGUUCUACCUCAGUAUGGCUGUGUUGGAAGCCUACUCCACCUAUAUCAGCUUGGGUCCUGCCAACGCCGUGAUGAUGACCAUCUACCAGGAGAACGUUGCUGCUGUGGUAUUUGCAUUCUUAGCUACCCUGAUGUACGUGAUCCAUAAGGUGUACUCGCUCCUGCGAUGGAAAUCAUCCUAAGAGCCUCCCCUCACAAGCGUGUCUUGUGGUCACCCCAUGAACAUGAAAGUUCUUCAGUGACUGCAGUUUCCAGGCUGGGUUUGGGUUUUAUUUUUUUCAAAGCUGCUUGUUUAUAGUAUAUACAUUAUGUGGGACCAUGGCAAUGAAGACAAAAAGCCUGCCCGAGAAAGCUAUAUCCUGGCACCUUCUGUUUCCCUUCAGUCUCUUCUGGGUCGGGUACAAUUUGAUGCUGGUAAUUGGGGCCCAAAUAGAAAACCAUCCAGCUUUAAAAAAUACAAUAUAGUUGGGUUUAAAGCACUAAAAUCUCUCCAAACCACACCUUUAUGCCUCCAGGGUUGUUACUGCUAUCAGACAAAGCCUAAACAACCAGCACUAAGGAGCAUGAGAAUGAAACAGGGUCAUUUUAAUUGCCACCUGCCCAUGUAAGCCUGUUUCCCUCCCUAAACCUGCUGUGCCAAAAGAACAUUUUCAGGCAGUUUCUGGAAAUACCACCUCAUAUCCGUGAUAAGAAAAAGGAAUAUUUAACUAGACUUGGGAGUAAUAUCAGUUAUUGCAACUCCUAAGGGUAUUGCUGAAUUAUGAGGCACAACCAUAAUGCCAGGAGUUACCGCUGUCUUUAAUCCCCCUGUAAAUGCAACUUAGAAGGCAAGCGGUAGACUGUAGAACUGUAUGCAUUAUUAGAAUAACGUCUUGAGUAAGCAGAAGCAAUCAAUUAUUGUCUUUGGUGCGUGGCUGUUCUCACAUACAUUAGCACUGUGUUGCUAAUAAAGAUGGGUUUGCUGUGAUUUUACAAAUAGGCUAGAGUAAUUUCUGCUAUUUUCCCUUUGGUGCACACAGCCCUGUACAGCCUCAGGAGCACUACACUGUAACAGGGCAGUUCCUAAGGAGGAGGCACAGACUUAGGCAUGAAUGAGAGAGCUUUUCUGGCAAGGGGACCCUGUGCAGCCCUGUAGCCAGCAUCAGGGGCCAAACCAACUCAGGUGAAUCUCAGUGAUGAUAUUCAUCUGAAUACUCAAAUUACUCCAGAGUGUGAAUUUGGGUGAGUGUGCUGGUUUUGGCUGGGAUACAGUUAACUUUCUUCAUAGUAGCUGGUAUGGGGUUAUUUUCUGCAUUUGUGCUGAAAACAGUGUUGAUAACACAGGGAUGUUUUAGUUACUGCUGAGCAGUGCUUGCACAGAGUCAAGGCCUUUUCUGCUUCUCACCCCACCCCACCAGCAAGUGGCUGGUGGUGCACAAGGUGUUGGGAGGGGACAUGGCUGGGACAGCUGACCCCAACUGACCAAAGGGAUAUCACAGACCAUAUGACGUCAUGUGCAGCAUAUAAAGCUGGGGGAAAGAAGGAGGAAGAGGGGAUGUUCAGAGUUGUGGCAUUUGUCUUCCCAAGUAACUGUUAAUGCUUGAUGGAGCUCUGCUUUCCUGGAGAUGGCUGAACACCUGCCUGCUGAUGGGAAGCAGUGAAUAAAUUCCUUGUUUUGAUUUGCUUGCAUGCGCAGCUUUUGCUCUACAUAUUAA